This is a messenger RNA of Pezoporus flaviventris, 1268 nucleotides long. RefSeq names its product charged multivesicular body protein 5 (gene CHMP5). The record is from RefSeq and is a predicted model, not a curated record. Gene Ontology annotation, cellular component: multivesicular body. The transcript has 8 exons. NCBI's taxonomy places the organism in Eukaryota, Metazoa, Chordata, Aves, Psittaciformes, Psittacidae. Gene Ontology annotation, biological process: vesicle budding from membrane; late endosome to vacuole transport via multivesicular body sorting pathway. The coding region runs from base 82 to 741 and encodes 219 amino acids.
CUGGCUGUCGGCUUCCGGGUCGGUGGGUAUCGCUGCUGCUGUUUACCGGGACCGGGAGCAGGAGACCGACGCGCCGCCGCCAUGAACCGCUUCUUCGGCAAAGCGAAGCCGAAGGCGCCUCCGCCCAGCCUCACCGACUGCAUCGGCACGGUGGAUAGCAGAGCUGAGUCAAUUGACAAGAAAAUUGCUAGGCUUGAUGCAGAACUUGUGAAGUAUAAGGAUCAAAUGAAGAAGAUGAGAGAGGGGCCUGCAAAGAACACAGUAAAGCAGAAAGCAUUGAGAGUGUUAAAGCAGAAGCGAAUGUAUGAACAACAGAGGGAUAAUCUAUCACAGCAGUCUUUUAAUAUGGAACAAGCUAAUUACACUAUUCAAGCACUGAAGGAUACAAAGACAACGGUUGAUGCAAUGAAACUGGGGGUGAAAGAAAUGAAGAAAGCUUACAAGCAAGUCAAAAUUGAUCAAAUUGAGGACAUACAAGAUCAGUUGGAAGACAUGAUGGAAGAAGCCAAUGAAGUCCAGGAGGCGCUGAGCCGUAGCUAUGGAACACCAGAGAUUGAUGAGGAUGACUUGGAAGCAGAACUGGAUGCAUUGGGUGAUGAGCUUCUAGCCGAUGAAGACAAUUCCUACUUAGAUGAAGCCGCGUCUGCUCCAGCCAUCCCAGAGGUCACUCCUACUGACACAAAAAACAAAGAUGGCGUAUUGGUGGAUGAAUUUGGGUUGCCGAAGAUCCCUGCAACAUAAAUGUUUCAAGAGCACAAUGGAUAUAACGAACUAUACAGAUCAAAUUAAGAAUUUUUUCUUUUUCAGUCCUGGAGAACUUGUCCUUCCAGUGUAAUCUUAGUAUCACUACAUCCUAGAACGCAACAUGAAUGGCUGGUGGUGUUCCUUCUUUGAAGAAAGUUGCUCUACUACUGAUUUUUCUGCUAAUGGAAAAUUCAUCACAGUUCCCUUCAGUGGAAGCAGUCAGUCUGAUAGGUUUUGAUUUCCAUGUCUUAUGGACAAAUUAAUACAUGAAGAGUAGUGGUGGCUGUCAAUAGCUGAGGUUUAUUUUCACUUUGUAUUACGUUUCUCUUUCUUGAAACCAAGAUUGUACGCUGCUGCUUGCUCUCUGUAAAAUAGCUCCCUUAUUACUACGCUUAUUUGAUAAAAAGAACUGAAAGCAAUUUUUAAACUACUGGUGGAGACUUGUACCCUGCUUUGGAUGCUGUAACCAGUCGGGUUGUCAUUAACUUUAUGUAUUCUAUGGAGACAUAAAAUCCUAUAGAUGA